AUGGAAGAUGCGGAGACAUAUGUGCACAUGAUUCAACGCGAUUUGGCACUGCAAGCCAGCAGCUCGAACUCAGAGGUCGCUUCAUUCCUGUGGCUGACCGAUGCACAUAUUGAUCCAUAUUACCUCAGUGCAGAUCGUCAGUGCAAGAAGAAGGCGUUGGUUGAACUCCAGCAGUAUCCUUUUGGCAGCAUGGGCUGCGAUCCUCCGCCUUCUUUGCUUUACUCCAUUCUGGAAGGAGCUGCAGCCUGGCUUGAAAAAGUGGCAGGGAAAGCUAGCUUCAUGUUGUUCACGGGUGAUUUUGCAAGACACGGCCCAGGGAGGAUGCGCGACUCUGCAGACAAUGCGUCAGACAUUGUGAAGAAUGUGUCCAUUCUAGCAAGAGACUUUUUCCCGGACCUCCCGGCAGUCUUCGGAACCCUUGGAAAUGACGACAGCCCCUGUGAUUACUGCGAAAACAUAACCACGGCGAGCCCUGUCAACCCAUGGUUUUGGAGGGUAGGCACGAAAAUCAACCAAGCCAACUGCAUGACGGAUGCAACCCUUGAGAUGUACAAGUACGGCAGCUACUUCGACAUCACAGCUGGAGAUCUUACCAUUCUCAGCAUCGCGACAGUGAUUUAUUCUACGCUCCACGUUCCAGCUACUAAGCUAGAAGAUGACCCAUUUGGCCAGUUUGCAUGGCUCCGUGCGAAGCUUGCUGAGGCCGUCCAGCAAGGACGAUCUGUUUGGAUCAUCGGGCACAUCUCGCCAGGUAUUGAGACGUUUGGCUUCACGGAGUUGUGGUGGCCGGCUUACGUAGACAAGUACCUUGCCAUAGUGCAAGAUCCUCAGCUUGGCCCUGCCAUUGCCGCACAGUUGUUCGGACACGUUCACAAAGAUGAGAUUCGAGUUUUGCCGGACCCUCCACCUGGCGCUGGUCCAAUAUUUUUGUCUUCCUCGAUCAGCCCCGUCUACUACAACAACCCGUCUUUCAAAAUUGUACAGUAUAAUCGGACCACCGGCAAGCUUCUCAGCUUCAAGGUGAUUUACUCAGAGGUACCUGCAGAUGGCAAGCCCCUGCAGUGGAAGUUUGGAUAUGAUUUGCUCCAGACAUUUCCCUCCCUCAGGAGUUUGGGCGGUACAAUGGCUGCCGAGGCAGACCUUGCAGCUGCGUUACUGGAAGGUGGAGAAACCUGGAAGAAGUAUGCCAAAUGGUAUGCUACGAACUACCCCAGCGACCUGCAGCACUACACUUCCCUGACAACAGAUUCUGUGGCCAACGCUACAUGGAAGCUGCAGCGCCGCAAACAGUACGUUUGUGCAACAGUUGUGCGAACAGCAGCAGCCUAUCAGGACUGCCUAGGAAUUCUAGGCGUGUCGCCCACAACGCUAGCAGCCCCGGCUGUGACCGAUGAGAUCGAGCGCUUAGUCUUGGGAAGGCUUCUUAGCUGGGCCUACCUGUCAGAUCAGGCUGCAGCCAAGGUGGUUCUUAAACUAGCUGCACAAGCUGAAUGGGGGAAGCUGUUAGCCCUUUUUGGAGACCUUGUUGAAUCGAGCCUCCACUCUGGAAGACCGCUGGACACCAUCAUGGCUGACUGA
Molecule: messenger RNA, 1578 nt
Organism: Symbiodinium pilosum
Lineage: Eukaryota; Dinophyceae; Suessiales; Symbiodiniaceae
Source: the annotation of a GenBank genome assembly